GGCUCAAACGGAACAGGGCUGUGAGGGGUGUGGAUGCCCAGAGGCUUCGAGGAAGGAGCCCAGGAGACCGAUGAGACAGAAGCCACUGCCAAGGCUGCCAACCAGUAAACAGACCGGGAGGUAACCCGAGCCCCGCUGGGAGCACCCACAGAGGACGGCCCCUCCACGCCGCCCGCCCGCCCGCCCGCCUGCCCCCUGCAAAGGGUUCGCCCUGGACACCUAGGCCCCUGGCUGCCAAGGCCAGGAGCCUCCGGAGGCCGGCCAGGGGAUUGCAAGCCCCCGCGGCUCCUCCCCUCCUCUUUCUGGCUGCGGCCGCGGCCAGAACUGAUCCCUGAGCCCGGAUUGGCUCCGGAGGCGGCGUGGGGCCGGAUCCCGGUGGCCCGGUCUGGGGGCGUCGCCCCGAAACGACACCCACUGCUCUCAGGCUCUGCCAAUCCCCGGGCACGCAGGGCGGACGCGCCGGGGGCAGCCCCCGCCCCUCCCGAUGGUUAGCGUCACGCGUGACGUUACACGUGAUGGGUGGGAAGGCGGGGGUGAAGCGCGGAGAGCUGCAGAGGCCGGGAACCCAGGAAAUUAAAAUGGGUGAGUUGCCUUUAGAUAUCAACAUCCAGGAACCUCGCUGGGAUCAAGGCACUUUCCUGGGCAGAGCCCGGCACUUCUUCACUGUCACUGACCCCCGGAACCUGCUGCUGUCUGGGGCAAAGCUGGAAGCUGCCCGGAACAUCGUGCAGAACUACAGGGCCGGCGUGGUGACUCCAGGCCUCACCGAAGACCAGCUGUGGAGGGCCAAGUAUGUGUAUGACUCUGCCUUCCAUCCCGACACGGGGGAGAAGGUAGUCCUGAUUGGCCGAAUGUCAGCCCAGGUACCCAUGAACAUGACCAUCACCGGCUGCAUGCUCACCUUCUAUAGGAAGACCCCCACCGUGGUGUUCUGGCAGUGGGUGAACCAGUCCUUCAAUGCCAUCGUCAACUACUCCAACCGCAGUGGCGACGCUCCCAUCAGUGUGCGGCAGCUGGGAACAGCUUACGUGAGCGCCACCACCGGGGCUGUAGUCACGGCCCUGGGACUCAAAUCCUUCACCAAGCACCUGCCCCCCCUGAUUGGCAGAUUUGUGCCCUUUGCAGCUGUGGCAGCUGCAAAUUGCAUCAACAUCCCUCUGAUGAGGCAGAGGGAGCUACAGGUGGGCAUCCCCGUGACUGAUGAGGCAGGCAAGAAGCUCGGCUAUUCAGUGACUGCGGCCCAACAGGGAAUAUUCCAGGUGGUGAUAUCGAGAAUCGGCAUGGCGAUUCCUGCCAUGGCCAUUCCCCCUGUGAUCAUGGACACUCUGGAGAAGAAAGACUUCCUGAAGCGCCGCCCCUGGCUGGGGGCGCCCCUGCAGGUGGGAAUGGUGGGCUUCUGCCUGGUAUUCGCCACCCCCCUGUGCUGUGCCCUGUUCCCCCAGAGAAGCUCCAUACACGUGAGCAGGCUGGAGCCAGAGCUGAGAGCUCAGAUCCAUCAGCAAAACCCCAGCAUCAAAGUGGUCUACUACAACAAGGGGCUCUGAAGGAGAGUCCGCCCUGGCCCUCCCUCAUCUCCUUGGGCUGCUGUGUCUCUGGAGCCUUGCCAUGCUGCCACUUUCUCUUCUGCCUGAUAUUAAGCAAGGGGCUUGGUGGGGAGCAGCCAUUGAGACCAGCAAUCCACUAGGCUGGGAAAGGUACCUAAUCAGUCUUCUUCUCUCCUCUCUGAUUCCAAAGAGCAGGCUCACGUAACCCCUUUUGCUGCACUCGUGUGUCUUUGUAUAUGUACAUGUGAUAUGUGUGUACACGCUGUCCUGGAAGCUAGGAGAAGUCAUGCUGUCCUGGGAUGUCCUGGGCUGGCUUCUCCUCUUGGCCUCCUGCCACCAGCCAGCCAGCCAGCCAGGCUAUGGGACUUAGUUCCACUGGCGAGUCAUUUCUCACAGCACCUCACUCCUUCCGGACAUAGGAGAAGCCCCAGGAUCUCAGGACAGACGGAGAGACAGGAGCAAACCAAACAAACUGGGUUGAAUCCUCCAGGUUUCUGCUUCCUGGCUCCCAAAGCUGACUCGGGAGCUGGGCUGGCAGAGGAAGGCCUGUCAGGCUCAGGGAGGUAGGGGGCUUAUGCUCUAUCCCCACAUCCUGGAAUAGAUCACUUCCUCUCCUCUCCGCUGCUCUACCAGAACAAAGGAAUGCCAGCAUCCUGCACUGUUCUUGCCAGCUUCCCCUGCCCCCUCUUCUGCAGUGUGGCCGUCUUCGGGCAUAAUGCUGGGAGUUCUUUGUCCAUUCUACAUUAUAACCUCAAAUUCAAAACCUACAACCCCAACCCUCUCCCAAACCCUCUACCAAAAAGUCACCGAGGCAGAGAAGCAUUCCAGAGCUCCCAUCGCACCUUCUUCCAGAGGGGCACAGCUGUGGGAAGUGCUUAAACCCCACAGGUAUCUGAAUGGGUGUAACUAGUACACUCUCAAGGGCAACUAAGGCCACAAGCGUACGAUCUUAAGACAGGGAAUUUUGUGUUCCUUUGACCCUUGUUAGACACUCCGUAGGACUCUGUCGCCUUAACUCCUUUUCCUUCUGAAGGCUUGGCCCUGCUCCCACCCCCUCCCCCAAGAGGAGGAGGGGCCCAAGCAUCAAUGGCUAGUCCAAGGCUGAGGUGGGCUUGGGGAUGGAGCAUGUGCCAGGUGCUAGUAAACUAAGAGUAUGGAGCUACAUCUUGACCCCCCACUCCCAUGACCGCUGGCGGAAGUGGUAGGGUGAAGGCCCCAGCAGGAUCCCCUAAGAGCAUUUUCCUGCUCCCCAACCAGCUGCCACCAAUAACAAAAGCUAUGAUGCUGUUGUUACUCAAUAAACUAAAAACUUGUAUACUUCUUUUUAAAAGAUAUAUAUUUUUAUUGAUUUCAUAGAGGAAAGGAGAGGGGGAGAGAGAGAAAUAUCAAUGAGAGAAAAUCAUUGAUCGCUGCCUCUUGCACGCUCCACACUGGGGAUUGAGCCCGCAACCCGGGAAUGGAACUGCGAUCUCCUGGUUCAUAAGUUGAUGCCCAACCAAUGAGCCACGCUGGCCAGACUCUACUUCUUGAUCUUCACUUGAUUCUAGGCCCUGAGUACCUAGGAAGAGCCUUUCCUUCUCUCCCCACAAAGUCCUGCUCUUGGUCUCUUCCCUCCCCUCCUGUAGGGAGCCUCAGCUCCCAGCAGAGGGCACUCUGAGAUUAGAAAAUCAGUCUUCCAUCAGCACCCUGAGCACUAAAGGAGAGGGAUUGUAUGCAGUAAAUGCUCUCCUAUUCCCUCAGCAGAUGGAGUCCUGGCUUCGUUUUCUUUGCUAGGGGUGCUGGUCACACCUUGGUUCCUUUCAGGCGUUUGGUAGGGGCGGUAGCAUCUGGUCCCAGGGAGGCCCCCGCAUAGAGGAAGAGCUAAGGACUGCCCAGCGUCAUCAGAGAAAUAGUGCAAUGACACGCCCUCCAGACCCCUGCCUGCCCCCACUGAUACACAGGGAAACACAUCUCACAGGGACCAUUAGCCCCUUAACACCCCUUCCGCCUACCCCAGGGCCCUCUACUCCCUCCCUGCUUCUGUAACCCCCCUCCCCUUUUCUUCCCCCGGGAUAUAUGAGGCUAAAAGCUCAUGCCAAUGUACAGCUGGUGAGAGCUACUAUUAAACAGUUUAGAGUUGUCUCUUUUACCCUAAGCCUUGGCUUUGGAAGAUUCAAAAGAAUAAACAUGAAUGAGUCUAUAUUAAAGUCCAUUCCCUAUUCACUGUACGAAA
This is a messenger RNA of Pipistrellus kuhlii (Kuhl's pipistrelle), 3756 nucleotides long. It is a transcript of the gene SFXN3, whose product is annotated as sideroflexin 3. Gene Ontology annotation, cellular component: mitochondrial inner membrane. Gene Ontology annotation, molecular function: monoatomic ion transmembrane transporter activity. NCBI's taxonomy places the organism in Eukaryota, Metazoa, Chordata, Mammalia, Chiroptera, Vespertilionidae. Bases 516 to 1544 code for a protein of 342 amino acids. The record is from RefSeq and is a predicted model, not a curated record. The transcript is spliced from 11 exons. Gene Ontology annotation, biological process: monoatomic ion transport; serine import into mitochondrion.